CACUUGUCGUUGCCAAUACCUAUUCAAAUUUGCAAAUAGUUCUUCGGUUCUUCAGUGCGAUUGAAGGAAGACUUAACUCACUGUGUUUGUGUAGCGGUGUACAUUCAUUCUACAUAUAAUAUUCUAUCUUGGAAAGUUAUUCUGUUGAUGAUUACCUAUUCAAGAUGUCAGUUGAUCAAAUACUCGAAGAAAAUAACAUAGUUGAUAACCACGCUGAUCGUUAUGUGUAUUUGUACGAUGUGCUAGAUUUACAAAAAUUAGUAUCGCAUGAAGUAGCUCGAUCAAUAUGGUGCCGUAGUUGGAAUAAAUAUCAAGUCGACAAAGGACAGCGUACUGAUGUUAGCAUGAUUCGCAUGCUCGAUAAUCCUAGUCUUUAUGACGCUUACCACAAACAUACCGAACAACUGGUAGAGUCCUUGAAUACCCCUCGUUGUAUCGAAGAUAUGCUAAAAAAUAACUUGAGAGAUGUUGGCCAAAAGGUUGUAGAAUGGGCUAAACAUUUUACUUUUCUCAUGGGGUUUCCUUGUAAAUUUUUUAAGACUCAUCAGUGCGCUGCUCCUAUUGAUCCUAAUUGGUGUGUUUGGUCGACGGAUGCCGGAAUCGACUACAUAGAGACUGCGAAAAAGAUCCUAAAAACUGACUGUUUGACAGAUUUACAGAGAUUUCUCGUUAUGUGUUUAUAUUGCAUGGAAGAUGAGAUUGAAACAUUUUCUUUGGAUACGCUUCCAUUAGAAUUUGUCGAAGGAUUGAAUUACCACACCGGUUGUGAGUUUUUCUAUUGGAUUUGUAAACGUAAAAAUGAAUUACACAAAAUGCCAUGCGAAAAACUCGAUGCAGUAUUCUACGUCAUGACUGUACGUUUCAAUGCGCACCAACGUUUCAGUAAUAAAUACUUUUUGAAUCGUUUAGAUGACGAUUUUCAAGCAGGCGCGGUUAGUUAUUGGUUUUGUCGAAUUUUUAAAGAAAAAUAUGACGAAGUUUGUCGUGUCACUGUCUGUGUAUUUAUUGAGCAAAUAAUUUCUACAAUGACUUCGUAUCAGCAACAACGUUUGCUAUUGGAUACGUCUAUGUAUGUUUUGAUCAUACCCUUUUUGGCUCUGUAUUCUAGCUCUUCACGAUGUGCACUUUGGGCAUGGAGACAUUCUAAAGAUCAGAUGACCUUAGAAGAAUGUUCUCACAUCUUCAGUAAAAUAGUGAGUGAAAGUCGAAAGUUGAGUAAAAUCCGAACCGCUGCACUGAUGUCUUCAUUGGAUGAGAUUUGGGAUACUGCUUCUGAUGCUCAGAAAAAUUUUAUUAUUCAGACCCAGAUGUACGUACUUAUUCUAGACUGUCUUUAUAACCCUUGUUUGUCAAAUCUGUUGAGCAAAUUACUUAAUUUUAUUUCUUCAGCUGAGAGAAAAAAAUUAAUUUUUUUCCUAGCUGAGGGGUACGUUGUUCAUCAGUGCGAUUCUAGAUUAUUGAACGUCUUAAUGAACGUGUGUUUGCCAUUAUCUGAUGACCAGUUGGAAUUCAAAAAAUUUGUAAUUCAUUCUACAGAUUUCAGACGAUGUUUACACGAUUUAUUCCGUAAUCAAAAGUAUGAUAUGAUCGACGAAAAAUUAAAAUUUUACUUCCCUCGCGACCAGUGGCGGAUUUAACAGGUGGCAAAGUGGGCAGUUGCGCCUCGGGCCCCAAGAGGAAAUGGGCCCCAAAGAGAAAAAUUCUAAUGGUAGUUUUUGAAUAUGUAUUGCAGAAAAAAUUAUCUAAUUAUUAGCGAUGUCAUUUUCUAAUUCAAUAAGAUAGAAAUAAUCCAAUAAAUGUAGGUAGAGGUCUUCCACGCGGUAGUUCGGUAUAGAUCUGCAUGUAGAAGUCCAAUUUAUUUAUAUCGUGGUAUACCAAAAUGAGUCGAUAGAUUACAGCAGUGGCAGACUGGCUUAUGAUGUUACCUGGCAAUCGUCAGGGGCCCCGACGACGUUUCAACCAAAAACAGAUGAUAUUUUCACUUUCUCCAACAAAACUGUUUGCAAGCUUUUGCCCUCGCUUCGCUCGGGCCAGUUUUCUUUUCUUUUGUUUAAAAAUAUAAAUUUUCAAUUUUAGUGAAUUCAAAUUCUAAAAUUGUGUGGUCAAAAAAAUAAACUCAUCAGUCAUUACAAAAAAUUGUUUUUUACCUCUAAAAAUACAAAUUUUUGAAAUUUUCAGUCUUCACUUCACUUGGGCCUGUG
Molecule: messenger RNA, 2201 nt
Organism: Planococcus citri (citrus mealybug)
Lineage: Eukaryota; Metazoa; Arthropoda; Insecta; Hemiptera; Pseudococcidae
Exons: 2
Coding region: 165-1637 (490 amino acids)
Source: RefSeq, a predicted model, not a curated record